Molecule: messenger RNA, 1972 nt
Organism: Glycine soja
Lineage: Eukaryota; Viridiplantae; Streptophyta; Magnoliopsida; Fabales; Fabaceae
Product: L-ascorbate oxidase homolog
Exons: 3
Coding region: 44-1702 (552 amino acids)
Molecular function (GO): oxidoreductase activity; copper ion binding
Source: RefSeq, a predicted model, not a curated record
UACACACUGUAAGUAAAUAAAAUCGAAAUUUAGACAAGACAUCAUGGGUGGGGUAACAUCGUUACUAAUGUUGCUAUGUCUCUUCGCAGGGGCUAUGUCCCCUGUGAAGGGUGAAGACCCUUACUUCUUUUUCACAUGGAAUGUCACCUAUGGCACCCUUUCUCCAGCCGGUGUGCCCCAGCAGGUUAUUCUAAUCAACAAUGAAUUCCCUGGACCCAACAUAAAUUCCACCAGCAACAAUAAUAUCGUCGUCAAUGUCUUCAACAACCUUGACGAGCCCUUGCUUUUCCAUUGGGCGGGAGUCCAGCAAAGGAAGAAUAGUUGGGAAGAUGGUGUUGCCGGCACCAAUUGCCCUAUCCAACCAGGCACAAACUACACGUACCACUUCCAGGUGAAGGACCAAAUCGGUAGCUUCUUCUACUACCCUAGCCUAGGGUUGCAGCGUGCUGCCGGAGGCUUCGGCGGCCUCCGCAUCAACAGCCGCCUCCUCAUCCCAGUCCCCUAUGCUGAUCCCGAGGAUGACUACACCGUCCUCGCCGGCGACUGGUUCACAAAGAGCCACUCAACCCUCCGCAAGCUGCUCGACGGUGGCCGCUCCCUCGGUCGUCCCCAGGCCGUCCUAUUGAACGGCCAGAAUGCCAAGGGCGACGGCACCGACAAGCCCCUCUUCACCAUGAUCCCCGGCAAGACCUACAAGUACAGAAUCUGCAACGUGGGCCUCAAGAACACCAUCAACUUCAGAAUCCAAAACCACCCCAUGAAGCUCGUUGAAAUGGAAGGGUCCCACACUGUGCAAAACACCUACAACUCCCUCGACGUACACCUGGGCCAAUGCUUCGGCGUCCUCGUAACCGCCAACCAGGAACCAAAAGACUACUACAUGGUCGCCUCCACACGCUUCACCAAAUCCAUUCUCACCGGAAAGGGAAUCAUGCGUUACACCACCGGAAAGGCCCCGCCGAGCCCGGAAAUCCCCGAGGCCCCCGUGGGCUGGGCCUGGUCGCUGAACCAGUUCCGCUCCUUCCGCUGGAACCUAACGGCCUCUGCAGCCCGGCCCAACCCACAGGGCUCGUACCAUUACGGCCAGGUUAACAUCACCCGCACUGUGAAGUUCAUUAACUCUGUUAGCAGGGAUAGUGGGAAGCUCCGUUACGCUAUUAACGGCGUUUCUCAUGUUGAUGGGGAAACCCCAAUUAAGCUCGCUGAGUACUUUGGAGUUCCUGAGAAGGUGUUUAAGUACGACAUUAUUUCCGAUAACCCGUCGCAAGACGUUGGAAAAAAUGUUGUUUUGCAGCCCAAUGUUAUCAGAUUCAAACACCGCACCUUCAUCGAGAUCAUCUUCGAGAACCCCGAGAAGAGCGUUCAGUCCUACCAUUUGAAUGGUUAUGCAUUCUUCGCAGUCGCGAUUGAGCCUGGGACUUGGACUCCAGAGAAGAGGAAAAACUACAACCUUCUUGAUGCAGUGAGCAGACACACAAUGCCAGUGUUCCCGAAAUCGUGGGCGGCGAUUCUGUUAUCAUUCGAUAACGUUGGGGUGUGGAACUUGAGGUCCGAGCUUGCUGAGAAUCGCUACUUGGGACAACAAUUGUACAUCAGUGUUCUAACUCCUGAGCGUUCUCUGAGGGACGAGUACAACAUCCCGGAGUACGCGUUGCUUUGUGGCGUAGUGAAGGGUCUGCCAAAGCCAGAGCCAUAUCACUGAUGUUGGGCCACUAUGAAGGGACUAUAGACUAUAUAUAUAUAUAUACAUAUAUAUAUAUAUGCCAUCAGAACGUGGAGUUCUUUGUGUGGUGAUCUUUUUUUAUAUGGAAUAGUAGAGAAGAAGAAUAAUAACGUAGGGCCUUGGGGCAUCCAAUUUGUUGACCGGAUUGUGGUCAACUCGUUUAGAAAUAUAAGUAAUUUGUUCUUGUUUCUUGUUUGUGGGUGCAUGAAUCCUACAAUUUUACAUUUAAAAAAAUUGUACUACUUUUUU